Molecule: messenger RNA, 1341 nt
Organism: Dendrobium catenatum
Lineage: Eukaryota; Viridiplantae; Streptophyta; Magnoliopsida; Asparagales; Orchidaceae
Exons: 2
Coding region: 1-1341 (446 amino acids)
Source: RefSeq, a predicted model, not a curated record
AUGAACGCGUUUCUUCACGGCAAGCUUGAUCAACCGGUCUACAUGACUCAACCACAAGGCUUUGAGGAUUCUCAUCUACCACAUCAUGUCUGCUUACUUCACAAGGCCAUCUAUGGCCUCAAACAAGCCCCAAGACUCUGGUUUGCUACUCUGUCUACUUACCUUAAACAACAGCACUUCGUGCCGAGCUCAGCAGACCCGUCAUUUUUCUAUUACCAUCAGGCUGAUAUCCACAUCUACAUUCUCGUGUAUGUUGAUGAUAUUCUCAUUUCAGGCAUUGACCCUACCUCAAUUACAACAUUGAUGUCCAAUCUUCAAAAAAAAUUUCAAACAAGAAAUUUGGGACAUCUAUCCAAAUUUCUCGGAACAGAAUUCUGUCGGACUGCUGAAGGCUAUCACCUGUCUCAACAAUCUUUCAUCACCGCUCUACUCCAUACUGCCUCAAUGACUAACUGCAGGCCUCUGCUCACCCCACUGCCCUCAAAGUAUCCCACCGACGCUCACCUUCAGCUCCCAUUCUCUCAGCCAGAUCUCUUCCAUCAGCUUAUUGGUUCUCUACAGUACCUCACCACUACCCGACCUGACAUUGCAUUUGCUGUCAACAAAUUGUGCCAACAUAUGCACAACCCUCUUCUCCUCCACUUUCAACCACUAAAGCGUAUCUUGCGUUACUUACAGGGUACACUACAUUAUGGACAGUUUUUACCCAAAACAAACUUACUUCUCACUGCCUACUCCGAUUCUGAUUGGGCUGGCGAUCAACUUGAUCGCAAGUCCACCACUGGCUACUGUCUAUUUCUCGGUACUGCUCUCCUGGCCUGGUCCGUUAAAAAACAAACGAUCGUUGCCCGUUCGUCCACGGAAGCCGAGUACCGUUCAAUGGCUGCCGCCGCAGCUGACAUUAUGUGGACCAGACGCCUCUGUGAAGAUUUUCAAAUCUUGCUUCCCCCCACUGACCUCUUCUGUGACAACGUAUCCGCCAUGUCCUUUGCGUUUGGUGAUCUUAUUAAGCUCACUCUUUUGCUUUCUAUUAUCACAUAUCUUAUAAUGUCAAACACUCCAAUUGAUGAAUCCAAUUCUAUUGUGGAGUACAUUAAUAAUCUUACCGACAUUAGACUUCCUACCACUACAAGGAAGAAUAAUAUGGCUUUAGGUCCUUUGGUUGCCUAUGUGCUUGAAAGGAAAUAUAACUUGAUUCAUCCUGAUCCACCAACUCAUCUUCCAAUGUACUUUACUAAUGCUUCCUUUCAUUCAAUAUUUCAUCAGGAUCAUGGGGUUUCAAGAGAUGAUGUUGGAGAAGGAGAAGCUCUUGCAACUGCACCUACACCUGCUCCUAGAUAA